GUCAUGCUUCGUCUUUCCUCAGAAAUGUGUCAUUGUCUUCUGAGUGAAAGCUUUCACAGAAUCAUAGUCAGCGACAGAGUGGAGGGGCAGCAGAAGAUUGACUAUGAAGAUGUCUCUGUGCCCAGUAUUUUGGUCCAGUUUCCUGGUUUUGUGGGCAUCACAGGGUGUGGCUGGCUGCAACAGUCAGGAUGUCUGUCAGGAGGAAAAUUAUCCUGACACGCUCUCAGUGACAGCAUCCUCAUUUCCAGAUGAGACUCUCCUCAAGACUGAUAUAAAUGAAACCUUUACUUGCUUCCUUUACCCAACAAAAUUACUCAACUGCUCCUGGUCAUUCCACAAUCUACCGGAGGAUACUCAGCUUUCUGUCUGUAUCAGUAUUUGUGAUGGUGAGAUAGGAGUUGACUCUCUUUCGUCUGUGGAAAGAGUCGGAUCAACGUCUUUGACUCUGCAGCAGCAUGAUUUCCAAUCAGUAACACUCAAAUUUAACAUGUCCUGGCACGAUGGGUGGAAAGUCUACACCUACAUAUAUGAGAAGCCCGAGCUAGAGGUGCUGUCCCCACCUGUAAACGUCUCUGCAACAGUCCAAGAUGGACACCUGUUGGUGACAUGGAAUCCAUCCUGUCAAGCAUCCUCUCAAUGUUCAGAAUAUCAACUGGACCUGGGUGACCAGGAAAUACAUGAACCCUUGAAAGAUCAGACGUCUUUUACAAGGAUGAAUGCAGAUCCCACCCGCACCUACAGAGUGAGAAUGAGGACAAGAAAGAAUAAAACGUGCUUUGGAUCAGAUCAGUGGAGUGAAUGGACUCCCACUAUCACGGUGGAACAGUCAGUUUAUAAACUCAACACUCUAUUGAUCGUCUCGAUCUCCCUGGGAAUACCCAUGAUCCUCCUGGCUGUGAUACUGUUGGUGCGCCAUCAGAGGGUGUCUGAACUUCUGUUUCCUCCGAUUCCUCGCCCCCCGCCAAAGUACAUAUAUUUCCUGGAAAAAAGUGACCCGCUCAGUUUCUUCCAUCCUGCCCUGCCUCCUAAGGCUGAGGAGGAAAUCACAGAGGUGGAGGACACAGAGUACAACCCUGGAAAGACAAUGUGCAAGGGACACAUUUAAAUUUAAUAAAUGAAUGAGGUCUCACCCCAUGCACUACCAGGUGUAUUUAGAUACAAACUUUCCAUUAAGCAACUAGCAUAAAUGUGUUGCAUGCAUGCAUAAGUAUGUGGGUGUGUAUUUGUGUGGAAUUUUUUAGUCUUUAUGUGUCAUGUGUUUUUUUUAUAGCCUUAUACUCUGUAAUGCAAAUGACUUGUUUUUUAUGACAGAUUUUAGUCAUAAAUUCAAAAGCAGACAAGUCUAUUAAUGAGUUUUGAUAAAACACAUUUGCUCUGCCUGAACCAGAAGGUUAACUGGUCCUGAAAUGUGAAUAUAAUGCUUCUACAAAUAUGUGCACAUUUUUUGCAUGUGAAAUAUAGCUGAGUGAUACAUCUGCUCUUUUGAAAUUAA
Molecule: messenger RNA, 1492 nt
Organism: Lates calcarifer (barramundi perch)
Lineage: Eukaryota; Metazoa; Chordata; Actinopteri; Centropomidae
Exons: 10
Coding region: 104-1105 (333 amino acids)
Biological process (GO): cytokine-mediated signaling pathway
Cellular component (GO): external side of plasma membrane
Molecular function (GO): protein binding; cytokine receptor activity
Source: RefSeq, a predicted model, not a curated record